This is a messenger RNA of Paramecium tetraurelia, 213 nucleotides long. RefSeq lists its product as uncharacterized. The transcript has 2 exons. NCBI's taxonomy places the organism in Eukaryota, Ciliophora, Oligohymenophorea, Peniculida, Parameciidae. The record is from RefSeq and is a predicted model, not a curated record.
AUGAAACUCAGUCAACUCUUAAGAUGGUCAACAACAGACGGUAAACAUCUUAUAAUGAGAUUAUUUUAUUUCACAUACAUCCCAAUUAUUUUGAUUUUAGGUUAUAAAUCAAUGAACAUUUAGGCAUUAUUCCCUCAAUUAGCAUCUAAAUAAUGAUAGGUUAUUUGAUAUUUAUGAUCUAUAUGCAAAUUAAAUAUGUCUACAUCAUCAUUA